Molecule: messenger RNA, 1686 nt
Organism: Ustilaginoidea virens
Lineage: Eukaryota; Fungi; Ascomycota; Sordariomycetes; Hypocreales; Clavicipitaceae
Exons: 1
Coding region: 1-1686 (561 amino acids)
Source: RefSeq, a predicted model, not a curated record
AUGUCUUCGGAUGAUCAGUCAUCAGACGACGAUGCCAGCAGCAGCAUCAUCAGCAGCGACGCGUCCUCGGAAGCAGGCGGCUUGGUUGACCUAGAAGCCCAAGAAUCAGCCAGCUCCGGAGAAUCCGAGGACGAGGACGACGCGCCGGAGCACACGUUUGCCAAGUUUACGCAGCUGCCGCCGGAGCUCAGGCUCCGCGUAUGGCAGCUCUUCUGUGCUGACCUGGUCGCCCGAGCCCGCGUCCUGCAGUUCAGCCUGUCCGCCAGCUCGGCGGCCAUGCGGCGGCCCGACCACCACUCGGUCAAGGACCACCUGACGCUCGCCGAUCAGACGGAAGCCCUGAGGAUCGUCAUGGCGACGCACCGCGAAUCCAGGAGCUUCGCCGCCGAGAAAUACCCCGACGAGCUCGGCAUGGACGCCGGGUCGGGCGAUGCCGUCGUCCGGUUCAGCAGGCGCGCGGACGUGGUCAUCCUGCGCGGCUUGACGACGGGCCGGCGCUACCUUUUGCCCGGGUUCGCGGAACGGGUCCGGAACCUGGGCGUGGUCCCGGACACGCAGCUGGAGGAGGCGGCGCCCUUCCUGGCGGGCGUGUUUCGCAACGUGGCGAGGCUGUACGUCAUCGCGGCCGCGGAGGCGGAGUCGUCGGCGCGGCUGCGGUGGUGCGUCACCGACUACGUCCACCGGUACGUGGUGGAGACGUACGAGAAGCAGCCGGGGCUGGGGGAGGACACGCAGUCGGUGUUUUGCUGGCCGGACGUCGACAGGCACGCCGAUUUCGCAAACUACUCGCUGCCGAGGCACUUGCCGCGCGGGCAAUGCGCCUUCCUGCCCGGGCUGGAGACCUGGCCCAUGGUGGAGUUUGAGCUGGAGAGCGGCGUGGCUCGGUACGCGGCGCUGAGGAAGAUGAAGCAUACGCCGCUGGGGGUCGAGGACCUGCACCACGGCGACGGCUCCGACUCCGACGACGAAGACUCCUCGGAGCAAGACGGCGGGGACGGAGACUCGCAGGACGGCGAGGGCACCGACUUGGACGAGUACGAGAGCGAGGGCAUUGACGACGGCGAGAUUGAGAUUUACGACUCGGGGGACUCGUCGGAAGUUGAGACGGAGCCCGGCGACGCGGGGCGAUUUUCCAGCCCCGAGGCCGACGACGGAGGUGGCGCGGCGCCGGCGCCGGUGCCGAGAUCGCGGAAGAGGAAGGUGGUUGUCGACUCGGAUGAGGACGAGCAAGGCGACGAGCCGGAAAUGAAGCGCGCGAGGCGUACGGGCGUAGGUGUCGUUUCGGAUGACGAGCACGGAGACGGGGCGGGUGCUGAGAUGCGUCGGGGGCGGGAGAAGCAAGUCUACAGCGGGGGUGGUUCUGAGGACGAGGGCGGUCAGGCGGAGCAGCCGGUGCGGCCGUCACUGGCGGAGCGAUUAGAGCGGCUCCGACAGGAACGAGUGUUAUCGUCAGCAAGCGAAGAGGAUGAUGGAGAAGACGACGAAGACGAAGACGAGGAAGACGAGGGCGAGGACGACGAAGAAGACGACGAGGACGAAGACGAGGACGAUGAAGAUGACGAGGAAGAUGACGAGGAAGACGAAGACGAAGACGAGGACCAGGACCAGGACAAUGACGGACUGUUGAACAUCAUGGCAGAAGAGGGUAGUGACGAUGAGCAAGACCAGUCAGACGAGGGCUGGUAA